Messenger RNA from Epinephelus moara (kelp grouper), 1983 nucleotides. RefSeq names its product hornerin-like. The transcript has 6 exons. Bases 1063 to 1884 code for a protein of 273 amino acids. The record is from RefSeq and is a predicted model, not a curated record. NCBI's taxonomy places the organism in Eukaryota, Metazoa, Chordata, Actinopteri, Perciformes, Serranidae.
GAGACAAAAGGUAAGGACAUCAUCAAGGGACAGGACGUUCAGGACAUCACCAAGGGACAAAAAAGGUUCAGGACAUCACCAAGAGACAAAAGGUUCAGGACAUCACCAAGAGACAAUAGGUUCAGGACAUCACCAAGAGACAAAAGGUUCAGGACAUCACAGAGAAACAACAGAUUCAGGACAUCAUCAAGAGACAAAAGGUUCAGGACAUCACAGAGAAACAACAGAUUCAGGACAUCACCAAGAGACAAAAGAUUUGGGACAUCACCAAAACACAAAAGGUUCAGGACAUCACCAAGAGACAAAAGAUUUGGGACAUCACCAAAACACGAAAGGUUCAGGACAUCACCAAGAGACAAAAGGUUCAGGACAUCACCAGGAGAAAAAAAAAGGUUCAGCACAUCGCCAAGAGACAAAAGAUUUGGGACAUCACCAAAACAUGAAAGGUUCAGGACAUCACCAAGAGAUAAAAGGUUCAGGACAUCACCAAGAGACAACAGGUUCAGGACAUCACCAAGAGAAAAAAAAAGGUUCAGGACAUCACCAAGAGACAAUAGGUUCAGGACAUCACCAAGAGACAAAAGGUUCAGGACAUCACCAAGAGACAAAAGAUUUGGGACAUCACCAAAACAUGAAAGGUUCAGGACAUCACCAGGAGAAAAAAAAGGUUCAGGACAUCACCAAGAGACAAAAGGUUCAGGACAUCACCAAGAGACAACAGGUUCAGGACAUCACCAGGAGAAAAAAAAAGGUUCAGGACAUCACCAAGAGACAAUAGGUUCAGGACAUCACCAGGAGAAAAAAAAGGUUCAGGACAUCACCAAGAGACAAAAGGUUCAGGACAUCACCAAGAGACAAAAGAUUUGGGACAUCACCAAGAGACAAUAGGUUCAGGACAUCACCAAGAGACAAAAGAUUUGGGACAUCACCAAAAAAUGAAAGGUUCAGGACAUCACCAAGAGAUAAAAGGUUCAGGACAUCACCAGGAGAAAAAAAAAGGUUCAGGACAUCACCAAGAGACAACAGGUUCAGGACAUCACAAAGGGACAGGAUGUUCAGGACAUGACCAAGAGACAAAAGGUUCGGGACAUCACCAAGAGACAAAGGGUUCAGGAUAUUACCAAGAGACAAAAGGUUCAGGACAUCACCAAGAGACAAAAGGUUCAGGACAUCACGAAGGGACGGGAUGUUCAGGACAUUACCAAGAGACAAAAGGUUUGGGACAUCACCAAGAGACAAAGGGUUCGGGACAUCACCAAGAGACAAAGGGUUCAGGACAUUACCAAGAGACAACAGGUUCAGGACAUCACCAAGAGACAACAGGUUCAGGACAUCACUAAGGGAUGGGAUGUUCAGGACAUUACCAAGAGACAAAAGGUUCGGGACAUCACCAAGAGACAAAGGGUUCAGGACAUUACCAAGAGACAACAGGUUCAGGACAUCACAAAGGGACAGGAUGUUCAGGACAUUACCAAGAGACAAAAGGUUCGGGACAUCACCAAGAGACAACAGGUUCAGGACAUCACCAAGAGACAAAAGGUUCAGGACAUCACCAAGAGGACAAAAGGUUCAGGACAUCACAGAGAGACAAAAGGUUACGGACAUCACCAAGAGACAACAGGUUCAGGACAUCACAAAGGGACAGGAUGUUCAGGACAUUACCAAGAGACAAAAGGUUCGGGACAUCACCAAGAGACAAAAGGUUCGGGACAUCACCAAGAGGACAAAAGGUUCAGGACAUCACAGAGAGACAAAAGGUUACGGACAUCACCAAGAGACAACAGGUUCAGGACAUCACAAAGGGACGGGAUGUUCAGGACAUUACCAAGAGACAACAGGUUCGGGACAUCACCAAGAGACAACAGGUUUAGGACAAUUAAGUGAGACAUAACAUUGUGUUGUUGUGUUGAGUUGUUUGUUUGUUGUGCUGUUGUUGUCAUUAUUGUUGUUGUUGUUUAGGUGUUGUUAUGUUGUUGUUGUUGU